ACAAAGAAAAAAAUCAUGCUGUGCAUCACAGGAGUUCCCCAGAGUUCUCUCAGGCAAUCUGGAAAGAGGACCUUGACAAUGAAACCAAAGGCACAGUGGAAAGAGUAUUUAUUCCUUCCCGGAGAUAUCAUUUAAACUCAAUACAAAACAAAACAAGCUACAUGAAGUUGCAAUGUAACAGCACAAUUUUCUUGCUUUUUGAUUUUCCUGUAAUAAGUACUGUUUUGAUAGACUGAUCAUUUUGACAGGCAAAGCUCUCCAAGUACCUACAGUCUUCGGCGAGUGGUCAUCUUUUACCUGGUUUGGAGUGCAGUCAAUGAUAAUAUCGGGAUCAGAUUUGGCUUCAGUGGCUUUCGGGUUAUGAUGCCCUACGCUGCCCACUAGUGGCACUUCGCUGGCGACUGAUCAGUGAAGCGCAUUUUCCUGAGCUCGGUGUUGGCCGAGACCGCUCUUUAUCAGCGGGAGAUAUGUUUGCAACAUCGACAGAAGCCCGCACCGACCCUAACCUGAGAGUACAAGAAGCGGCGCGAGGGUCGGAUUAUUAGUGAACCAUUUAAAGGGCUAGGAUUAAAAGAAAGAUCAGAAGAGGUAAUGUGCAAGUUUUGAAUGUGUCUACAAUCCAAAGCGUCUGCAAAGUGCCCAGAGCAGUUCCAGUUACUUACUACUCCUUAUGAAUUAACCUUCUUUAAAUCUACGCAGUUUACGUUACAACCUUCAGAAGAUCUAUCAAGUUCACCCUGAGAUACCAGCCAGAGAACCGCACGGGAUGAUUGCCGAAGGAACGAGUUCAGAACAACAAAAAGAAAAUGUAGCCACAGAGACCAUAGAUUCCAGAAUCUGGAACGACGAACAAUCCACUGGCAGAACUCGGCAGGCCAGGCAGCAUCUGUGGGAGGAAAGGAAUUGUCAACAUUUCAGAUCAGAAUCAGAAACAUCUGUUUUUUUAAAGAAACACUGUGGUCUAGCCAAGGUCUAGGAAAAUGUCAGCUGGUGUGGAAAAGGCUUGUCAUCAAUGCAUUUCAAAAAUUGCCAGCAAUGCUUGCUUUAUCUUUGGUCUACUUGCUUUCCUUGCUCUACCUCUGUCAAUGGCUUUUGUGGGAAUGAAAUUCUUGGAUAGCUGCCCCAUUCAGCCAUUGAUCCCAUUGUAUUUGCUGGUUGGAGGAAUAAUUGGCAGUUUGAAGGUCUCCUUCCUCCUGUAUGAUUCCACAAAAAUGAGACGGCUCCUUAACAAGUCAGUCAUGAUCGGCGACGAUGAUGACGACGAGUAUCCUUGGCGACAAAAUCUGCACAGAUAUUACAUCCACGUCACCCUCAGUCUGUUCCUCUUUGUCUGGUUUAUACUGGGGAAUUACUGGGUUUUCUCUGUGUUUCUGCCAAAUUUUAUUCCACCUUUUCAUCAGCCACAAGAUUACUGUGACAAAACAGUGUACAUAUUCUCGGUCGUUGUUCUGAUCAUAAGUCAUACAGUUUUAGGCCUUCUGGUACUCUGCAGUUGCUGCAUAUUUUCUUUUUCAAAGUCAGGUGAUGAUUCUGAAGAAGAAUGAAAAUCAAGCAUUUGGCAAUCAAGAAAAUUCCCGCUUUAAUUAAAAUGCCAAUUUUAAGAGCUCAGAAGUGGUUCACCUAUUCCUGGUAUUUCAGGUCUGGCCAUAAUAAUUAUCUUCUCUGAUGUGCCUUGCCACAUAAAUUUUAAAGAUAUGAGAAGGUGGGGCUAGAUUUUAAGCAUGCACAGUCAUGUAUGAAGCAUCUAUCUCUGUGCCCUUUUCCAAUCUUGUUUGAAGUUUGUCACUGUAUUUGCAUGCUCCUUCAGUAUCUUUGGUGACUGCUUAAUUGAUUUGAUUUGAAUGAAGGCAAGCCAUAUGGGGACAAUCUAAAAUGAGCGUACAUUAUGAUUCAGUUAUUAAAGGCACAGGCUGUGAUUUAUACCAGUCCGAUAUUCAAGUUCAAGUUUAAUUGUCAUUCAGCUAUACUUGAAUACCCAUGAAUACAGCCAAAUGAAACAGUAUUUCUCUGGGGCCAAGGUGCAAAACACAGUACCAACAGUCAUACACACAUAUAAGAUAGCAAGUAAACAUACAGACACACAAAAAAAUAUACUUAUAUAUAGUCCAAGUAGUUGAGUGAUAAAUUGAUGGUGCAUGGGUGUUAUCGGCAAGAGCAAGAAGUUCUCAGCAGUCCACAGAUGAAUACAAUCAUGCACACAAUCCAGCUUGUCAUUCCACCAAUUGAAAACUGGCUAGCAGCACUGACAGGAGGAGUCAGUCUCCAACCAGCAUGGAUGCCAUGCUACACCACCUACGGUGUUGACUGCUGCAACAGACAAGCCCGUGGCUUGAGGCCUAGACUUCAGUGCAAUUAAGGCCACAAGCUCCCUUGAUGUCUGUCUCACCAAUAAACAAGGGAAACAGACUUACAGCAUUUUACAUUAUCAUUGUCCAACAGGGUUUUGCAAUCACAAGAGAAACAUCCAAAACACUCACUCGCUGUUAGACUGCACAAUGCCUUCGCAAACCAAUACCUUUAUGUAGCAGGCAGCAACACAGUCUGCACCAGGUCCAACUCCUUAGCAAUGAGAAGCUUGCUGAUGGGGUAGGCCUAGAGUACUUGAAGUUCCCAAUGCCCAUUGUGAUACUGGCAGGGGAACGGCCUAUACCUGGUAGUACAAGGAUUUUAACCCUGAAGUCCCUGUGCAAUGUGCUAUUCUUCAAAGACAUUAUUUACAGUACACACCUUUUAAGCAGUUAGCCAGCUCAAAUUAACUCUUUACGAUGUCAACAGUGGCUCUUGUGGUAGUGCUAAGAUCAAGUCCUCUUGAGACUUGCGCUCAAAACUAUAACUGUCCAGCAGUAGCAAAGUAGUCUCUAUUAUACUCAGAGGCUACGGCCCCUGCAUUCUGAGGCUGUACCAUCUGGUCCUAGACUCCACACUAUUGGAAAGAUCCUCUCCACAUCCACUCUGUAUAGGCCUUCCUACGCUCAGUAGGUUUCAAUGAGAUAACCCCUCAUUCUUCUAAAUUCUAACGAGUACUCUAGAGCUAUCAAACACUCCUCAUGUGUAGGUAAUUAUUUUUUUAUUCAUUCAGAGUGUAGACAUCACUGGCAAAACUAGCAUAUGUUGUUGACCCCUAAUUGUUCCUGAACUGAGGAGAAAGUUAAGUGUCAACUACAUGUGGGAUCUGGUGUAACGUGUAGGCCAGAUGUAUAAGGAUGGCAGAUUUCUGCCCUGAUAGAUAUCAGUGAAUCAGAUAAGCACCUCGAACAAUCCAUCAGUUUCAUUAAUACUGUAUUAGAAAGGCCAGCAGAUCUUAAUUCCAGGUUUAUUUAAUCAUUUCAAUUUGAUAGCAUUCAAAUUUGUCUUUGGAUUAACAGCUCAGAUAUUCGGCUGCUUAAAGUUGUGGAUGGAAAAUAAUGAGAAGGCGUGCAAGGUCUUGAUAAAUGCUAGUUGUUCAAAGCCCUUGAAAUAUAGUUUCAGUUACUGAGAUUAUGGUGUAAUCUGCGCCACAUGCUGCAGAUGAAACGCAUCAGUAAUCAUUUUUCAACAACUGAACCCAACUAUUCCGAUGUAGGGUCAUCACCUGAAAUGGCCACCAUCCUUUACCUCCACAGAUCACCCUCAGAAUUUUUUCAAAAAGCUGGGUUUUUAUUGCUCCAGAUUUCAUCAUCUACAGUCUUGUGUCUCCAUUGACUCCCAGCUGUGAUUGAAUGACACGGUUAGAAAUAUCACAGUUUUACCAUGUCAGUCUUAAGAAAUAUUUUUAUUGGGUAAUGUGACAACUAAGAUUAUAGUGAGCCAAUCCUAGAUGACCACAUUAAACAUAAAUCUAAUAAUAAUACUACUUGCCUUAGCUUUAUAUUCUUUGAAGUUAUUAACUGAUAAAGUCUAUUGAUAUCUGUAUUGAAUGGUCCAAUUGAGUCAUAGCCUAUGAUCACCUGGAAUGACAUAAAUCAGCAAAAUUUACGCAGUAGGCAGGGUUCCUUAAUGGGCCCUGAGAACAGAGAUCUGAUUUAAACAUUAUAUCCCAUUAUUCUUGAUUAUUUCACCAGGGGAGAAAAAUUUUCUGCAGAGAUAUGAAUUUGAUUCCCACCAUGGUAACUGGGAAUUUAAGUUAAACUAAUUACAGAAUUUAAAAAAAAAGUUUCAGUCACAGUAAACACAGCACAACUUAAUAACCCCUCUGCUGCACUAAUGUUGUUCAUGGAAGGAAAUCUGCCAUUCUCCCUCGGUCUGGAUUAUAUUGAAUAAAUAUGACUAUACAGUUGAUUCCUAUCCCUGGCAAUUAUAGAAAGGCAAAUAAAAGCUGGCAUUGUCAGUGCGAUCACAUCUCGUGAAUGAAUAAAUAAAGUGAAGUCUCCUACUACAUAGACAUGUCAAAGGCAUCCAUCUCUGAUUCAACAUCAAAAUACUGCAGAUGCUGGAAAUCCAAGAUAAAAAUAUAAAGUAAUGCAAGUAUUCAGCAAGUCAGGCAGCAUCUGCGGAGAGAGAGUAACAUAAUUAAUGAUUUGAGUUGAUAUUUAAUCAUUACCCUUAAACCAAAGACAGUUAAGAUAUUUGACAAGCUGUUCAAAACAGAUAGGAUUUUGAUCAGAAAGGAAUCUGUCCACGGCAGAAGUAUUAGUGACCAGAGGACUUGUUUCAUUUGCUAAAGAUUCAGCGACUUCAUCAGAAAAAUAGACAUACAAGUUAGUGUGAUCUGAAAUUUAGUGCCUGAAAUAGAGGAUGAAACAGUUUAAAAAGAAAUAAGAUAAAUAUUUAAAAUAGGACACUGGCAGAGCUUUGGGAAAGAGCAAGAGGUAUGAGACAAAUUGAGCAGCUCUUCCACAGGGUGUUAGGACAAUGAACCUCCCCCCCCCCACUAUGCUGCACUUCACCAAAAGCAAAAUGAAGUAUAUGCCACUUUCAUUCAUAAUGUACUUGCUACAAAUAACCCUUUUUAUAUGAGAAGGAAGAGUGGGUAGUUAGAGCAAUUGGUCCUAAGCUCAGUUGCAGUCAGUGGUGUGUGUAAUAACUACUUUCAAAUCAAUGGUCAUUAUACUUCACCACCUGUUCAUUGAAGAUGAUGGACUUUCAGCAGUCUGAACAGUUUAUUUAAGUAAUUUCAAUGUACCAAUUUGCUUCAGUAAUUUUCUUUAUCACUGCUCCAUUUACUAGCCACCAGCAAUUAUGCUUCAUAUAGUAGCAUGACUAUAGUUCAUGACUGCACCAACCCCUCCCCUUCACAAGCAACAUGAAUUACAACCUAAUAAUCAAAAAGAAAGUUGAAAAUAUAUUUUUCUCCACGGGAUGUUUUUGUCUUUAUUGCAGUAUUGAAAAGAAUUAUUAUUUAUGUCAAAAAAGAAUGAAAGCGAUUGUUUAUAUCAAACAAUUCUCUAUGAGUAGUAUGGUUAAGUUCCUGGUGAUAUUUCUGAUAUUGACUGUUAAGUACAGGGUGAUGUACAGGAUCACUGGUAAUGGUUAUUUUAUUCUGUUUAUGUUGAGGGUUAUAUGUGCUGCUUCCUAUGAGGUUUAUGCAUGCAUUCUGAUCAAGUUGACGUUCUUGACAUGUUGAUAUGGUUAUCCCCCGUUUUAUCCAUCUUGUUGAGGAUUGUGGUUGUUUUUGGUAUCAGUAUUUUUAAGCUGUGACAACAAUCAAAGUAAAAAGAAAAUUGAAAUUCAUGUAAUUUUUAAUAGAUGUUUUAGUGCAUGCUAGGCAUGUCAUAAAGUCAAGACAUAGAUCCUGCAUGUAUGUUGACAUAUUUUAAUUCUACAUAUUUCAUAUUCUAGCUUUGUAAACCAGCGAAGAUGUCUUUUUCUAAAAUGGUGUGAAGUUGCAGGAGCACACAAUUUACUUCUACAAUUGUUAGGUAUUUCCUGAGAUGGUUCAAACUUGAAGCGAUCUUACAUUAUAAUCAUUGCAGUGCAAUACUGCAAAGUCAGUAUAUUCUGUUCUCUACUUUUUGAGUAGCUGUUCAAAUAGUAGACACAAUGUGAAAAUACUCAACUUGGUUUGAAGCUAAAAGCUAUUAAACAUAUUCAAAUGGGGUUUAUUUCAUUAAACAGGUCUGAAAAUCUUUCUUUGUGGGGUAUUCCACAUUUUACAUUGUCAAAAAUUUACAAAUUUAAUAUUGCAAGGGAAUGUAUUCGUCAUAUUAUAUUUGUAAUCAUUGUUGAAAGCUGAUGUUGUAUUUCAAUGCUUCAGACUUAAUGUAUGCUUUUUAACAUCCCUUUGUAUAACAGAAUGACUUUAUACAUGAUGGCCAGCUUCAAUGUAACAGUAAAUAAAACCUUCUCUGGA
Messenger RNA from Mobula hypostoma (lesser devil ray), 6268 nucleotides. RefSeq names its product transmembrane protein 272-like. Lineage: Eukaryota; Metazoa; Chordata; Chondrichthyes; Myliobatiformes; Myliobatidae. The record is from RefSeq and is a predicted model, not a curated record. The coding region runs from base 981 to 1544 and encodes 187 amino acids. The transcript is spliced from 7 exons.